AUGGUGGAGACGUUUAAAGAGGGGGGCGACAUGGAUUUUCAACAUGGCUUCGUAUUGAAAGUGUGGUGCCUAGAUGACUACCACAGCGGAUCCAUCCUAGCAGACCUUGUUACAGUCAUGACGACCCUACCCGAUUUCUAUCACCUCACAUCGAAAGAGUACGACCUCGAAUUGCGGAGAGCGACGGAAAGCGACGAUGACGACAACGGCCCCGACGAUGACGACAACGAUUCCGACGAUGAUGAUAGCAAUCACGACGAUAACGAUAGCAACCACGAUGACGAUGAAAGCGACCCUGACGAUGGUGAUAGCGACCUCGACGAUGAUGAAGCGUUCAGCAGUGGCAGCGAUAGCGACGACUCUUCCUUGGAUAUACCCUUGAUCAUCAGGCCACCUUCCUAUUCCAAAAAGACGCAAACGGAAAUACUACAGUGGAGGCCUAAACUAUGGUCGAUACCCACUCGUGCCGAGCUCGAAGCGAUAUCAGAGUUUCUACCUCCAUGGCCUACAGCAUCUUAUCGUCCUCAUCUUGACGACGAUUACGUGCCCAACGUGUACUUUUCUGCGGCAACAGUAGCUAUUCGCUUUUUCCAAAGGCUUUCUUCAGAGAACUGCCAGCAACUACGCAAGAUCGUCAUCCAGGAGGACCAUCCAAGUGUAGCAUCACCGAAAAUACACGGUCAGGGUCUACUACCCUUCUGCCUAGCGAACCCCAAAGUUCGAAUUGAGCGUAGGGUGGAUGUUUGGCGCACCGAAUUCGUGUACAGCAGCAACCAUUUCGAUAACCAUGCAAAAGGAAUAGUAAUGAUGAUUGGCACGUGGAUCAACGAGGUCAAGAUCUUGUAUCAAAUGGGUAUGCCUGCCGAGUGCUUCACAUUAGUCCUCCAUGGCCCAUCCGAACAAGCAAGCCAGCAACUCAGCGAUGCUGUCGUCAGAGCAGCGAUAUGGCUAGAAGGUACCGUUGAAAUUGCUCGGCGAGAGCAGCGUCGGUUCCUUCCCUCUGAAGGUAUAACCGAAGACUUCGUGGACGUCAUCAAGGAGAUGAUACGCGGGGAAAUACCAGCGAGGUUCGAUGCGGAGAUGGGCGAGGUAUGGGAUAUAGAGAAGAUCUUGAGCGAGCACGUAGGGGACUGGCCCAGCAAGGUCAGCGAUGUCUUCCGUCUUCAGGAUUUCGAUGAGCCGGAUGGUGGCUGGCACGCGGCGCGUGAAGCGUACAAGGAGCUAGUUUAA
Alternaria infectoria is the source of this 1230-nucleotide messenger RNA. RefSeq lists its product as uncharacterized. The transcript has a single exon. Lineage: Eukaryota; Fungi; Ascomycota; Dothideomycetes; Pleosporales; Pleosporaceae. The record is from RefSeq and is a predicted model, not a curated record. The coding region runs from base 1 to 1230 and encodes 409 amino acids.